Molecule: messenger RNA, 1675 nt
Organism: Priapulus caudatus
Lineage: Eukaryota; Metazoa; Priapulida; Priapulimorpha; Priapulimorphida; Priapulidae
Product: transmembrane protein 198-like
Exons: 6
Coding region: 147-1244 (365 amino acids)
Cellular component (GO): plasma membrane
Source: RefSeq, a predicted model, not a curated record
UUUUGCAGAGAUUGCCAUGCAGUGACGGCGGGCGCGGGUGCAUACCUACAAAUACGAUCCAACUCAGGACGCGCGCGUACGGUGGAAGCGGCGUCGGGAGCGCUACAUGUAGAUAAGGAUUCUCGUCGUGCCGGUCUCUCGUCGCCAUGGACACCGCGGAGACCGUACGCAUGGUUCCCGUGACGACGUCGAUGUUGCCGGGCAACGGAAGCGGGCGGCCGGCGGCCCCGGAGCGCGACCCCUGUAACAUCGGCGCUGACCUUGACUAUGACAUUGCGAUCUCCGUCGUCUGCGCCAUCUGCCUCGUGUUCGGCAUUGUCUACACAUUCCUCGGCUACCGCUGCUUCAAGGCGACCAUGUUCCUCACAGGCUUCAUGUCCGGCUCUCUCGCUCUCUCUCACCGCUGCUUCAAGGCGACCAUGUUCCUCACAGGCUUCAUGUCCGGCUCUCUCGCUCUCUACGCCGUCUGCCAAGAGGAAGCCCUCCUCUCUCCGCAGCUGAACGCCGUCGUUGCCGUCGCCGCCGGCCUCCUCUUCGGCGUCGUCACCAUGCUCGUCGCCUACCUCGGUCUCUUCAUCACGGGCGUGCAGCUCGGAGUCCUCGUCGCCAUCGCGGCACUCAUCGUCGUCGAGUUCGCCGCGCACCCGUCUACGACGUGGGUCAGCGUCGGCGCGGCGUUCGGCUGCGGCCUCGCGGGGGCGCUGGCGACGCUGCGCUUCCCGAAGGGCGGCACGAUCGUGAGCACGAGCGCGUUCGGCGGCGCGCUCGUCGCCGCCGCCGCCGACUACUUCGUCGAGAAGUUUGCGAUGCUCGCGUACGCGUGGGAGCGCGUGAAGGUGGUGCGCAGCGAGCCGCCGUGCUGGUUCAGCUGGCUCGUGCUCGCUGUCUGGCCCUUCAUGCUCUGCGUCGGCCUGUUCGUGCAGUGGCAGAUCACUAGUCAGGACUACGACCACAGGGAAGCCAUACAGAAGAGACGCCACAAGAGGCUGAACUUGAAGCGGGUGCGCGACAAGAGCGAGGAAGUCGACAAGCAUUCGCGCGCCUACCGAUACUACUACCAGGUGCGGCGAGCCAACGGCGACGUCGUUGCCAAGAGCUACAUCAACACCUGGAGGAAUUCGCCGCACUCGACGAUGCAGUCGACGACCAGCGUGCAGGUGGCGCCACCAGACAGCCACGUCGCCAUGUUGAACCCGUCCGACAGCGCCACCACUACCAUGACGACGGUGACGCAAGUGCCUUGAACGUCGUCGUCAUCGUCGUCGUUGCCAUGGCGACGUCGCGGCAUCGCGGUUGCCGUGGGAACGUGCGGCGUCGCCAGCGUCUCUUGUUCUCAGUAGACGAGUCGAGCGUACACCGCGCGUUAUCGCUUGCGUCGUUCGAUAUCGCGUAUACACACACGACGCAUGUACUCGGUGAUAGCGGCGGAGGCGAGUGGCGCCAUCUAGCUUUAGGGAUGCUCAUCGCCUACGCAUUCAUCUGUCUGACUGUGAGAGAUCAACAGAGAGUCUCCCGCUCCCGGAAUGGAGGGAUGCUGGAGGGAAUUAUCCCGGUGAGGCAAUCCCAGUGUCCGUGAUCAUAGAUCGACUCAUGGGAUGGGAGGUGUGAGACAGGGGAGAGUAAGAAAGAGAGAGGGUGAGAGAGAGAGAGAAAGAAAGAGAGAGGGAGAGAUAGA